UUCUUCUGUCUACCUGGCAGAAGUUCUGGAAAUUCGUUGAUAACAUGUUAUCAUCAAAAAAAAUGAAUCGAUCGUUUUCAGUAUCCGAGUUGAAAUUGGAACGGGCAAAUAAUGAGCGAUGUAAAUGAGCAUGAGGAUAACGAACGUUCACCGUUGUUAAGUAGUGAAAGAUCAACAAUUACUCCAAAUUAUGAAGGUGUUCCAAAUCAAGGUACAGAAACUAUUAUAUCGGAUGAGCCGGAGGAAUAUGUUAGCCAUGAAGAAGAACAUCAUACUGUACCACAAAUACAGCAAACAGUUUCGCCUGCUUCCGGAGAAUCAAGCGAAGCAUCCAGACAUACCGGUCCAACCGUUGCAUGCCGUGUGUGCUUAGCUACAAUUGUUAUCGAAGGCAAGACUAGACAACAUGUAGUGAAAUGUAAUCACUGUAAUGAAGCAACACCAAUUCGUGCCGCACCACCUGGUAAAAAAUAUGUACGUUGCCCGUGCAACUCUCUUUUGCUCUGUAAAGCUUCUUCAAAUCGUAUUGCAUGUCCACGUCCCAACUGCAGACGUGUUAUCACAUUAGGUGGUAGUGCACCGGUUGGUACGGCUGUAAGAGCUCCAGCUGGAACAUGUCGAGUUCUGUGUGCUCAUUGUCAAGAAAUUUUCAUGUUCAACACACUUAAUGUUACCGUCGCGAAAUGUCCACAUUGUCGGAAAAUUUCAUCAGUGGGUCGUGAUUAUGCUCGUAAUAGAGCAGUCUUUUUCGUCAUUUGCUCCUUGUUAUUCGUAAUAGCUGCACUUGGUUUAAUGAUAGGCACAUGGCAUUCAGCGAAAUCUGCACCUUUCAUCUAUUUCACAUGGUUGUUUGUCAUUGCUAUUGCAUUGUUUUUUUCUUCCGUUUCGCAUAUUUUGUAA
Loa loa (African eye worm) is the source of this 900-nucleotide messenger RNA. Its product is annotated as transmembrane protein 55A. Gene Ontology annotation, cellular component: phagocytic vesicle membrane; late endosome membrane; lysosomal membrane. Gene Ontology annotation, biological process: phosphatidylinositol dephosphorylation. NCBI's taxonomy places the organism in Eukaryota, Metazoa, Nematoda, Chromadorea, Rhabditida, Onchocercidae. Gene Ontology annotation, molecular function: phosphatidylinositol-4,5-bisphosphate 4-phosphatase activity. The transcript has 5 exons. The record is from RefSeq and is a predicted model, not a curated record. Bases 112 to 900 code for a protein of 262 amino acids.